CUAAACCGUCCCUUCGGCGGCUGCCAAUGGAGGCCAGCUGGAGGCGGGACUGGGCCACGCUGAGAGCCAAUCAUCUGCUUCUGGAGGGAAGGGCCCUGUGGCUUCUGGGUACCCGAGUGGUUGUCCCUCCCUUCGUCCCGGAGCCCGGGAAAACCCGGAGCGGGGAGCAGACCGAGCCAGACCGGGCUGGGCCGGGCCGGGCAGAGCCGAGCGGGGGCCGGGCCGGGGUCGGCGUCGGCAUCUCGUGGAGCGCCCCCGCCCCUCACAAGGUCCCCCGAGCCCGACGCCGCAGGGACCGGGCCCAGGGGGCAGGAGCGCACCAGAGAAGUACCCCAGAGGAGCCAUGGAACUGGGUGGCAAGAAGAAGCUUCACGCCCUGUCCCUGGCAGAGAAGAUCCAGGUGCUCGAGCUCCUGGAAGAGUCCAAGAUGUCCCAGUCGGAGGUGGCCCGCCGUUUCCAGGUCUCUCAGCCUCAGAUCUCCCGGAUCUGCAAGAAUAAGGAGAAACUGCUGGCGGACUGGUGCAGCGGCACAGCCAACCGGGAGCGCAAGCGCAAGCGUGAGUCCAAGUACAGCGGCAUCGACGAGGCGCUCCUGUGCUGGUACCAUAUCGCGCGGGCCAAGGCCUGGGACGUCACGGGCCCCAUGCUACUGCACAAGGCCAAGGAGCUGGCCGACCUCAUGGGCCAGCACUUCGUGCCCAGCAUCGGCUGGCUGGUGCGCUGGAAGCGCCGCAACAACGUAGGCUUGGGGGCCCGGCGUGUCCUCCCUCCUCCUCGGACUUCCCCGGAGCCUCCUCCCCCGGGCUUCGACCCCCAUGCUCCCAUUACCCUGAAAGACUUUUCCCCAGAGGAUAUUUUUGGCUGUACCGAAGUGCCCUUAUUGUAUCGGGCGGUCCCAGGUGGGGUGGUAUUGGGCGAUCGGUUACAGGUGUUACUGUGCGCCAACAGUGGAGGGACAGAGAAGCGUCGGCUGAUGGUUGCGGGAGGCCGUCAGACUUCUCCCCGCUGCUUCUUUGGGGUCAGCAGUGAGGCUCUGCCUGUCCUCUACCGCCCAGGCCCAGGGAUCCCCUGGGCAGACUGGCUGGCCCAGUUGGACCAGGACAUGGGGCAGCAAGGCCGACACGUGGCCUUGUUGCUGACCGACCCCCCGGCCAGGGAGGGCGCAGACCUGCCCGAGCUUCAGCACGUGAGGCUCUUGCCUCUGCCUGCUGAUGGUACCAUGCCCUGCUUACCCACUCCUGUGGUUCGGGACUUCAAGACCCGUUACCGGCACCGCCUCCUGAGUAAGCUGGCCGCUCUCCGAGGGGAGACCGAGGGCACGUCCCUGGCCGCCGCUGGGGCGGGCAUCACGGUGCUCGAUGCCUUGCAUAUGAUGGCAGCCGCCUGGGACAGAGUGCCCGCCAACUUCAUCAGGAGCAGCUUCGCCCUUGCUGGCCUGUGGCCCAGCAGAACUCCUCCGUCUAUGAAAGAAGUGCCCAGGAUGCCCCCGCUGCCUGACGGGCUGAGACCCGAAGAAUUUUCCCGCUUCGUGGACCUGGAGGGUGAGGAGGCAGGCCAGGGAGGAUGCAAGGAAGAAGCGAUCAGUGAGGGCGAGGGAGAGAACAGGGACGACAGCCUGGUGCCUCUGCCGACCAAAGCAGAUGCCUUGCGGGCGCUGGGCACCUUGCGGCGAUGGUUUGAGUGCAACGGCGCUUCCCCUGAACUUUUUGGGAAAUUUUAUGACUGUGAAGAGGAGGUAGAACGCAUGUGCUACCAGUGAGGGCCCCCCCACCCCCCGGGCCCAUCAGAGUCCCCACCUUCUUGUUUCCCAUGGAAACGCUAACAGAGGGCACUUUGGGGCUUUCCUUCCCAUGGAAAUGACUGCUUCAUGUUGAGAGGAGAGAAGCUGGGACACCCAAGGCCAGGCUAUGAAGGCCUCUUCAUCCUUGAGCAGAAGGGCUUUAAACCAGCACCAUCGAUGGGGCAGAGAAUUCUGAAUAUAUUGCCUAGUAAUCCUUUAACCCUUUUGGAAAUUCUAGGGUAUUAGACGAGAAACCAUUGACAGGGAAACUGAGAGCUUGGGUAUGAGGAAUCUAGGCUUUACAGCCAGCAUGAGAACUCCAUGAAUUCUGUGUUUAAAACCAAUUCUGCUGGUGGCAAUCAAGGUUUUAAGCAGGGAGCCUGGGUGUCACUUGUGCAAGACCAGAGGGCUUUGGGCAGUCGGCAGAGGGUGACUCACUGAUGCCUUCCCGUCUCCCAGGCCGAGCCUUUCAGCAUUGACUCCAGAUUGCUGCCUCUCUUCCCCCUCGGAUCAUGGUGGUUGGCGUUACAGCUCGGGCUUCCACUCAGGACAAGUAAAAGGAAUUUCCUUUCAGAAGGAUCCCAGAGCACCUCAAGUGAAGGGGAAGCUGCAUUAACCGCUCUGUAGCAUCUAUCCCUACUAUGAAAAGAUCGAGUCCAAGAAAUAACUGGCAAGUGGCUAAGGAGAGGAGCAUUGUACCAGAGAAAACAAGAGUGAGUGGUCCUUUAGCAUAUCAAGGCCAGGGCCCUAAUUUUCCUUAAAAAAAGUUUUUUGCUCUUG
Molecule: messenger RNA, 2560 nt
Organism: Phascolarctos cinereus (koala)
Lineage: Eukaryota; Metazoa; Chordata; Mammalia; Diprotodontia; Phascolarctidae
Gene: TIGD3
Product: tigger transposable element derived 3
Cellular component (GO): nucleus
Molecular function (GO): DNA binding
Source: RefSeq, a predicted model, not a curated record